Messenger RNA from Mucor mucedo, 951 nucleotides. RefSeq lists its product as uncharacterized. The transcript has 2 exons. The coding region runs from base 1 to 951 and encodes 316 amino acids. The record is from RefSeq and is a predicted model, not a curated record. Lineage: Eukaryota; Fungi; Mucoromycota; Mucoromycetes; Mucorales; Mucoraceae.
AUGCUAAUGUUAAUUCUAUACUAUGUUUAUAAAUGGAUGACCGUUCCAUGGGCUUAUUACGAAAGCGCUCGAACCCGAAGAGUUAUACAUCACCAAUCCUCCACAGAAAUGAAACAAGCAGGGCUUGCAAAUACAAAGCAAGACGAUGCUUAUUCCAAACGUAUGCAAGCAGAGCAUUCUAAAAGAAAAUUAAUAACUGCAGAACUCCGUCGCCACGAACUAGCUGGUCUAAUUUGGGUUACAGUAUCACCAGCCAUUGCAGGUUACACAUUACAAUAUAGCAGAUAUCUACUUAGCAACGUUGAUAAAUACAUUAGUGCCUUUAAUGUUACUGUCUUCAUAUUAGCUGCAUCUAUAAAACCAGUAUCACACAUCAUGGCUUUAUUGCAAGAACGUACUUUGUUUCUUCAAAGUGAAGCCAUAGUUACAGACACUCAAGUUCAAGUAUUGCAGACAAGGUUAGAUACUUUAGAAAAAGAGCUGUUUGGACUUCGCAAAGCGUUUGUUACAAAAAAAGAUUUGGGACAAGUUACUGAAGAGAUCAAUCCUACGUUACAUCAGCUAGCAAAGGCACUAAAACGAUUCGAAAAACGUGACAUAUCAUUAAGAUCAUGGACUGAAGAACAAUUUACAGCAUUGGAUUUAAAAGUUCGUGAAUUUGAUCAAUAUAUCUGCUAUAGGAUUGAACAAGAUCAACGUCAGCAAGCACAUGGUCUAGUUGUUAGCCUGGUACUGCUCCCACUUAACAUAUCUCUUUGGGCUGCAAAGAGAAUUACUUUGCUAUUGCCUAUUCAUCACAGUUCAAAUCUUCUGGGUUUUACUCCUCCACAAGAAACAAAUCCAAUAAUUCCAAAGUCUGUAUCUUCCAAAAAUUUAAUGACGACAGUUAUACCUGAUCCAACAGAUUCAAGUCGAUCAAAUGAUGGAAGCAUUGCUGCAUUUGGACACUAA